AUGACAUCAAAACUUCCAAGUGCAUCAUGCCAACCUUUAGCUGACUCAAAGCCCGGGACUGCUUACGAAUUCCACGUCGAUAUACAAAUCAAGGAAGGGCUAGACGUGUCCCCAGGGUCGUGGGAUAUCCUACCAUCAAAGUUCUCGGGUGCUGAUAGCCGGUAUUGUAGGGCUGAAAACCCGCGGACACACUCUCUGCCAGGGUCGGUUCACAUGGCAAUUGCUGCGCAGCAAGCCGCGGCCAGUAGCUAUAGUCUGAGGCUAUGGCGGGAUCAACGCGCCGAACUUGACCCCCGCGGGGUUCAAGAGCUCGAGAGUCUAUCUUAUUGUAAGGUUAUAAGAAACCGUGAAUCUGCCACGAAACGUAAACACAGACGUCGUGGCAAUUUGCACGGUAGAAAGUGGAUAGCAUCAACCUGGGCGGACGGCAGGUACGGCGUCAACCAAAGACUGCAAGUGGUGUACCCACGGACCGAUCUGACUUCCGUCGAGGACCUUACCGGGCAAGGGAAUUGGGGGACAACGGCAGUCGCCGAAGUCCUGGCCCAGAAUGGCGCUAGUGCCAUGGUGAAGAGUCAUCGCAUGGAGUCCGCCAAAGCUAACCAUGAAAAGAGACCCGGGCCGGAAAAGACCCAAUGGAAAGGGAGAAACAGUAAACAUGGCCUUGCACCUUCUGCAUGGAAUGGGUCCAAGCUUCUGCACAUCCAAGCUGGGAGGGGGUUUCAUGAAGCCGUCACGGCACUAGCUCCAAAGAUGGCGGUUAAUAACGCAACCGCCAUGCGUGCUCAGGCAGGAGCUAAAAUCCUGUAUAGUAACCUCCGAACUCGUGGCGUGAUCGAAUCGGCCAUCCGUGGCCGUCAGCAACAAGAUGUGCCGAAACUCUCAGCGAACCGGGACGGUCAAGCCGACAGCUGGAGGACCAUCAAGGUGAAAAGUCGGCCAAGGUACCUGGAUCGUCAGAGGUCAGACCGAUCAUUCAGCAUUGCGCAUGCUGUCGUCCUGGCAGCUCAAUGGGUGGUGGUGAAACUGUUAGGUAAUGGGUAUGGCGGCAAUGGGUAG
Messenger RNA from Aspergillus niger, 1059 nucleotides. RefSeq lists its product as hypothetical. The record is from RefSeq and is a predicted model, not a curated record. The coding region runs from base 1 to 1059 and encodes 352 amino acids. Lineage: Eukaryota; Fungi; Ascomycota; Eurotiomycetes; Eurotiales; Aspergillaceae. The transcript is spliced from 9 exons.